UCUUUUCACAUUCCACUUAAGAACGAACACUCUUUUCACAUUCCACUUAAGAACGAACACUCUUUAUUCUCUCUCUCUCUAUUUUCAAGAGUAAAAAUGUCUCUCUUCAAAUUGAAUUUGGCUUUCAUGAUUGUUGCUGCAUUGUUGUUGAGCACUACAAUGGCUCAAUCUCCAGCCUCAUCUCCAAUCAAAUCCAAGUCACCCAGAAAAGCAAUCUCUCCGUCACCAGCCACCGUGACUCCACCGCCGGCUUCUUCUCCAACCACCGGAGAUUCUCCUCCUGAACAAUCAGCAUCUUCUCCGGCGGUCUCUCCUUCUUCCAUCUCUGGUCCACCAUCUGAAGCGCCAGGACCUGCUUCCAGCGCUGUCGUUUUGAAUAGAGUCUCUGUUGCUGCUGGAUCUGCAGUUGUGAUUUUCGCAGCUGCUUUGAUAUUGUAGACGUGGAAUUCUUCAAGUUAUUCUUUAAUUUUUUUUGUUUAGUUAUUUCAAUUUCAUUUUAUUCUUUGAUUUAUUUUGUACUACUGUUCUUAUGAAUAUUAGUUACAAAUGGAGAUUUUUUUUAUA
Messenger RNA from Vicia villosa (hairy vetch), 564 nucleotides. Its product is annotated as classical arabinogalactan protein 1-like. The transcript has a single exon. NCBI's taxonomy places the organism in Eukaryota, Viridiplantae, Streptophyta, Magnoliopsida, Fabales, Fabaceae. The record is from RefSeq and is a predicted model, not a curated record. The coding region runs from base 97 to 438 and encodes 113 amino acids.